AUGUUCCCAUUCACGAUUACAAAAGCUUCCGACUCUAUCUGCGCAAACCUGACAGGCGGUUUAUUCUUCUCGAUGCCCUUUUUAGUAUCUUUGAUGGGUGUGGCUCUUUCCUACCUCAAGAUCAAGCAGGUAUUACCUGAGAAGUCAAGUGAGCAGAAAGAAGAAGAUGAUAGAUGGACGGUGGUUACAUGUUUUCGGGAAAUGUUAGGGGCGAUUAAAGGGUUGCAGAAGCCGAUGUCGCUAAUGACGGUUACAUCAAUAAAUUGGUUGGCGUGGUCAAUGAUCUUCAUGUACAUUUAUGAUUGGAUGGGGAGGGAGGUGUACAAUGGGAAGCCUAGGAUUAAAGUGGAUACAGUGUAUGACACAGGCUACCGGUAUGUAAAUUGUGGUCUUAUACUAAAUUGGUUUGCUAUGGGUGCUAUGUCCUUGGUUGUGGAACCCAUUGGACGUGCGCUUCGUGGGACAAAAUUCCUUGGGGGCUGA
Molecule: messenger RNA, 483 nt
Organism: Arachis duranensis
Lineage: Eukaryota; Viridiplantae; Streptophyta; Magnoliopsida; Fabales; Fabaceae
Product: sucrose transport protein SUC7-like
Exons: 1
Coding region: 1-483 (160 amino acids)
Cellular component (GO): vacuole; plasma membrane
Molecular function (GO): sucrose:proton symporter activity
Source: RefSeq, a predicted model, not a curated record